ACCAACCAACAGAUUCAACAAAACGACCAACUUAAUACAAUAACCACCACCGGCCCCCUCCCUCCGGUUCUCUUUUUUACAGUUUUACCAGUUACAAAUCAGCACCACAUCAUCGUCAUCUUCUCUUCGUCUGCAUCUUCAUCACCGCCACUACUACCAUUUUCUUUCACUCUUUCUAUCACAACGCGACGCUGCGUUUUGUGACUGUCUGGACUCUCUCCUCGUUAUUUUCACUCCACCAAUCAUUAUUAUUCUCAAUUUUAUUUAUUUUUGUUGUUAUUAUUAUUCAACGUCGCUAUCAAAUUUGAAAAGAAAAUCAGAUUCGAUCGUAUCUAUCUCUAUCCAUUUUCGAUCUUCUUCUCAACAUUCUAUCACAUUCAAUCCUGUUUCUUGCUUCUUUUUUUCUUUUUUGUUAGGGUUUCAUUUUGUUUGUAUUUUGUGAUUAGAAGGAAAGGUACACUGAUUGAAAGGAGAGGUGUUUUUGGAACGUAAAUUGAUGAAUUCGGGGCAAAUGUUUAAUCCGGGCAUGGAUGCUGCCCGGGAAACCAGCGGAGUUUCAGCUGCCGUACUUGUUCCAAUGCGGUUCGUUUGGCCUUAUGGAGGAAGAACUGUUUAUUUAAGCGGUUCUUUUAAUAGGUGGUCUGAGCUUUUACCAAUGUCACCGGUGGAAGGUUGCCCUACUGUAUUUCAGAUUGUUUGGAGCGUACCACCAGGUUUCCACCAGUUUAAGUUUUGUGUUGAUGGAGAAUGGCGACAUGAUGACCACCAAUCUUACGCAAGUAGCGAAUAUGGGAUUGUGAACACUGUGCUUCUACCUACAGAACCUAAUUUCAUACCUGGAAUUAAUCCAUUAGUUCCUUCUGGAUCGAACAUGGAUGUGGAUAACGAACCAUUUCAGCGUGUGGUAAGAGUUCGCAUUCCUGAUGGUACUUUGACUGAGGCAAUGCCAAGGUUGUCAGAAUCUGAAUUACAGGUCUCCCGUCAUCGUGUAUCUAGGUUCUUAUCUAUGCACACUGCUUAUGAGUUACUUCCCGAGUCAGGCAAGGUUGUAGCGUUGGACAUUAAUCUACCUGUAAAACAAGCGUUUCAUAUACUGUAUGAGCAGGGUAUUUCCAUGGCUCCACUUUGGGACUUCUGCAAGGGACGAUUUGUUGGAAUUCUUAGUGCAUCAGAUUUUAUAAUGAUUUUAAGAGAGCUUGGAAAUCGUGGCUCAAAUCUGUCAGAGGAAGAGCUUGAAACACACACCAUUUCAGCCUGGAAAGAGGGGAAAGCAUAUAUGAACAGACAAAUUGACGGGCAUGGGAGGGCAAUUUCAAGACCUCUCAUCCAUGCUGGUCCCAAUGAUAACUUGAAGGAUGUUGCUUUGAAAAUUUUGCGAAAUGAGGUGGCUACAGUUCCCAUAAUCCAUUCAGCCUCAGAAGAUGGUUCAUUUCCCCAGUUAUUACAUCUUGCCUCACUUUGUGGAAUACUAAAAUGUAUUUGCAGAUAUUUUAGGCAUUGUUCUGACUCAGUGCCCAUUUUAAAAGUACCAAUUUGUGCGAUACCUGUUGGUACAUGGGUUCCGAAAAUUGGAGAAUCUAAUCGAAAACCAUUAGCAAUGUUGAGACCUAGUGCUUCACUUAGUUCAGCAUUAAAUUUGUUAGUUCAAGCUCAAGUAAGUUCGAUACCAAUAGUUGAUGAUAAUGACUCAUUAUUAGAUAUAUACUGUCGGAGUGACAUAACUGCUUUGGCAAAAGACACAGCUUACACCCAUAUUAAUCUUACUGAAAUGACUAUUCAUCAGGCAUUGCAAUUGGGACAAGAUUCAUAUUCUCCUUAUGAGCUUAGAACUCAAAGAUGUCAGAUGUGUUUGCCAUCAGAUUCUUUGCAUAAAGUAAUGGAGCGAUUGACAAAUCCAGGUGUUCGGCGGCUUGUGAUCGUGGAGGCUGGGAGUAAGCAUGUGGAGGGGAUUGUUUCGAUCAGUGACAUCUUUAGGUUCCUGCUUGGUUAAUUAAGAAUAAUAGCCGAAUAUCAAUCUAAAAUCCAGUGGUGUCAGAUUCUACACAACUUGUGCGCAAAAUUUCACACCUGUGUUAAAAUACGAUUGAAGUAGAUCACACGGUGAUUUGAUCUUUGUUUGGUAAAAAAAUAUUAACCAAUGAGUCCUCAUGCUCUUGGAUGCCUUAUUUUUAGAAUUUAUGGCUGAAAGAGAAGAGGCAUGUAAUUUGGGACGAUUGAGUUCCUCUCCAAGAUUUGCUCAUCUUCCUCUGCCCAUAUAAUUGUUAUUGCUAAAACUUUUGUGCCAUUAAUGUAGAUGCCUUGUUCUUGAGGAGCA
Mangifera indica (mango) is the source of this 2314-nucleotide messenger RNA. Its product is annotated as sucrose nonfermenting 4-like protein. The coding region runs from base 497 to 1990 and encodes 497 amino acids. NCBI's taxonomy places the organism in Eukaryota, Viridiplantae, Streptophyta, Magnoliopsida, Sapindales, Anacardiaceae. The transcript has 14 exons. The record is from RefSeq and is a predicted model, not a curated record.